AUCAAUGCUUUGCUAUCCCAUGAUUCAUUUCGAAAAGAAAAGGUCCUAGUUAUUUGUAUCUUAGUGGUUCUUGUAGCGCCGGUGGUAAUUACAACGCUAAUCUUUAGCGUUACGUUUUUCGGUUAACCGUAUUUAAUGGGAUUUUAUUCGGAUAACACAUAGUAUCAUUAGAAACUGUUUUAUAUUUUACGCUUUAUUGCAGGUUCCUGUAUGUUUCAGGAUGUCAUACCCUCCUCCGCUCAACCGCCAGCAGCUCGGCAUCCCGCAGUUACCUCCCAGGAUCCCACCUCCUCAGUAUGCGGGAUUUGGACAGACGGUCCCUCCAGGUACUCCCAUGAUCCCGGUUCAUAUGGGAGUCGUGACCCCAACACCCACAGUUCUUGUCCCGACCACAGUUGCUGUAGCACAUAAGCCAAUGCUUACAAAGAAGGAGCCUAUGAUCAGAGCCAAGGACACGGAUGACAGCGGUGGCCCCACCACCACUGUAUUUGUAGGGAACAUCUCUGAAAAGGCAUCGGACAUGUUGGUCAGACAGCUUCUAGCGAAAUGUGGUAUUGUUCUAAGCUGGAAAAGGGUUCAAGGUGCCUCUGGGAAACUUCAAGCCUUUGGGUUCUGUGAGUAUAAGGAGCCUGAGUCCACACUGCGAGCCCUCAGACUUCUACACGAGUUGCUCUUAGGUGAUAAGAAGCUGUUGGUGAAGGUAGAUGCCAAAACCAAGGCCCAGCUAGAUGAGUGGAAGGCCAAGAAGAGGAGUGCCAACGGGGGAGCCAGUAGUGGCUCUAAGAAUGGGGAUGACGAUGACGAGGAGGUUCUCGAUGAAGAAACACUGCGUCGGGACCAGGUGGUUAAGGGGGCUAUAGAUGUCCUCAUCCGAGAGUAUGCUAGUGAGCUCAAUGCUCCCUCGCAGGACCCUGACAGUCAACCUCGCAACAAGAAGCGGAAAGAAAAGAAAGAGGAGGAGGAUAUCAAUGCCAUGGAGAUGGAGGAUGACAAGAGAGACUUGAUUUCCAGAGAGAUCAGUAAAUUCCGGGACACACACAAGAAACUUGAGGAGGAAAAAGGAAAGAAAGAGAAGGAGCGACUGGAGAUCGAGAGGGAAAGGAGAGAGAGGGACAAAGAGCGUGAGCGGGAGAGGGAGCGCCGCGACCGCGAGAAAGAGAAGGAAAGGGAGAGGGAGAGGGACAAGGAGCGGGAAAGAGACCGUGAUCGCGAACGGGAGAGAGAUCGUGAGCGGGAGAGGACGAAGGAGCGAGAGAGGGAGCGGGAGAGGGAGAGGAGUCGAGACGUCAGUGAAGGUCGCAGCAGGUCGAGAGAGAGGACCAGAGAAGAAAAAAAACGAGACCGCGAAGAAGAUGAGGAGGACGUGUACGAACGGAGGAGACUCGAGAGGAGGCUUAGAGACAAGGAGGCGGCAUACCAAGAACGCCUGAAAAACUGGGAGAUCCGGGAGAGGAAGAAGGCUCGUGACUACAGCAAAGAAACAGAGAGGGAGGACGAGAGGCGUCGUGAAAUGAUGAAAGAGGCCAAAAGGCUGAAAGAAUUUCUUGAAGAUUAUGACGACGACAGAGAUGAUCCAAAAUACUACAGGGGCAGCGCUUUGCAGAAGCGACUUCGUGACCGGGAGAAGGAGACAGAAUUGGACGAGCGAGACCGGAAGAGGGAGAAGGAGGAGCUGGAGGAGAUCAGGCAGAGGCUUCUGGCUGAAGGCCACCCUGACCCUGAUGCUGAGCUGCAGAGAAUGGAGGAGGAGGCAGAGCGCAGGCGACAGCCUCCUCUGAAACUGGAACCCGAGGAGGAUGUGAGCCAGGAGAAGGCUCGCAAGGAACGAGAUCGGGAACGAGAACGAGAUCGGGAACGAGAACGAGAUCGGGAACGGGAUCGGGAUCGCGAAAAGAGAGGGACAGGAAGGCCCGCGGAGCCGGUGCCUCGAGCCCCCCAGCAGCAUUCGGAUGAUGAUGAAGAGGAAGGGGAGGAGGACGACUACCAUGAUGGUGAGGAUUCACAAGAGGCCAAGCCGCAACUCAAACCCAUCAUGCGACCAAUCACCACGGCUCCCUCAGUUUCAUCUGCCAGUGGGAACGCGACUCCAAACACACCCGGCAACGAAUCUCCCUGUGGCAUCAUCAUUCCAGGCGAAAACACUCCUGAGGUCCAAGCUCCGGAGGAACACCGGCCAAAGAUUGGUCUCAGUCUAAAACUGGGUGCCACCAACAGUCCCAGCCAGCCCAACGUUGGAAAGCGAAAGAAGCUGGCGACUGUGGAAAGUGUUUUCAACAAGUUUGAUGAUGAGGAGGCCGAUGAGCAGCCUCGCAAAAGGAAACUGGUUCCACUGGACUACGGUGAUGACGACAAGAGUCUGGGCCUGGAUGGGGCAGAAAUUCCAGGGGCCAAAGGCAGCGUCAACACAGAGGAGAAACGCAAGCACAUAAAGAGUCUUAUUGAGAAGAUCCCCACAGCCAGGCCCGAGCUCUUCUCCUACCCUCUGGACUGGACUAUGGUUGACUCGACUCUGAUGGAUCGCCGCAUUAAACCCUGGAUUAAUAAGAAGAUUAUUGAAUACAUCGGCGAGGAGGAGGCCACACUGGUGGAUUUUGUCUGUUCAAAGGUGAUGGCCCACAGCACCCCUCAGGGAAUUCUUGACGAUGUUGCUAUGGUUCUUGAUGAAGAAGCAGAAGUCUUCAUAGUAAAAAUGUGGAGGCUGUUGAUAUAUGAAACAGAAGCGAAGAAGAUCGGACUGGUAAAAUAAAGAACACGUUUCUCUAACUUCUUAGAUCACAAUUCUGCUACCAACAGUUUUCUGCUACCAGCAGACUGUCAACAUGUGCCCAUACACCCCUCCAUUCCAUCAGCAAGGAGCUGCUGCCUUGAAUAUGUGUGUGUGUGUGUGUGUGUGUGUGUGUGUGUUUGGAAAGGAAAAUCUGUGCUGUGAACAGAAAAGCUCUGCACAAACAUACUGCAUGAUAAACUUUGGUUGUUUUUUUUUUCCUUUGAGGCAAAUUUACCCGUCUGUUCUCCAAGAUGUUGGACUCGUUCUGCUUUGAUUUACUGUUAUGUUGAGGCUCCAUUGUGUGAACUAAUAAAUAUGCUUUUUUAGAAAA
Molecule: messenger RNA, 3098 nt
Organism: Etheostoma spectabile (orangethroat darter)
Lineage: Eukaryota; Metazoa; Chordata; Actinopteri; Perciformes; Percidae
Gene: rbm25a
Product: RNA binding motif protein 25a
Exons: 18
Coding region: 221-2746 (841 amino acids)
Biological process (GO): regulation of alternative mRNA splicing, via spliceosome
Cellular component (GO): spliceosomal complex
Molecular function (GO): mRNA binding
Source: RefSeq, a predicted model, not a curated record